AUGCCUUGUUUCAAGCAGCCUACGCACUUCCAGAGUCUGAUACUUCUGCAAUGGCCCUUGAGCUACCUUGCCAUAUUUUGGAUCUUGCAGCCAUUAUUCAUUUCCUUGCUGUUUACAUCCUUGUGGCCACUGCCAGUGCUUUACUUUACCUGGCUUUUCCUGGAUUGGAAGACUCCAGAGCAAGGAGGCAGGCGUUCAGCCUGGGUAAGGAACUGGUGUGCCUGGACCCACAUCAGGGACUAUUUCCCCAUUACGAUCCAGAAGACUAAAGACUUGUCGCCGGAGCACAACUACCUCAUGGGGGUUCACCCUCAUGGUCUCUUGACCUUUGGAGCCUUCUGCAACUUCUGCACUGAAGCCACAGGCUUCUCAAAGAUCUUUCCAGGCAUCACUCCCCACCUGGCCACACUGUCCUGGUUCUUCAAGAUCCCCUUUGUCAGGGAGUACCUCAUGGCCAAAGGUGUAUGCUCCGUGAGUCAGCCAGCAAUUGACUACCUGCUAAGCCACGGCACUGGCAACCUUGUGGGCAUCGUGGUAGGAGGGGUGGGAGAGGCCCUUCAAAGUGUGCCCAACACUACCACCCUCAUCCUCCAGAAGCGCAAGGGGUUUGUGCGCACAGCCCUCCAGCAUGGGGCUCAUCUGGUCCCGACCUUCACAUUUGGAGAAACUGAGGUAUAUGACCAGGUGCAAUUCCAUAAGGACAGCUGGAUGUACAAGUUCCAGAGCUGCUUCCGCAGAAUCUUUGGUUUCUAUUUCUGCGUCUUUUAUGGAAGAGGCUUCUACCCAGGCACCAGUGGGCUUCUGCCUUACUCGCUGCCUAUUGUCACUGUAGUUGGGGAGCCUUUGCUGGUGCCCAAAAUUGAAAAACCAAGCCAGGAAGUGGUGGACAAAUACCAUGCACUCUAUAUGGAUGCUCUGUGCAAACUCUUUGACCAGCACAAGACCCAGUAUGGCUGCUCAGAGACCCAAAAGCUGCUUUUCCUGUGACUGAAUGAGCUUGCAUGCCCAAAAAAGUGUGCCUUGGAGAGGAAACUCAUUUACUGCUAACCAAGAGGAGGAGAAAAGGAGAUAAGGGAAGGCUAUGUGUAGUAGGGGAGGACAUUAAGAAUUCUUUCCUUGUCCAAAGCCCUCAUAGUUGCUGUCCCAGGGAGCUUCACUCAGUCAUUCCACGAAAGGGAGCAUCCUGAGGCCCCUCAGGUC
This is a messenger RNA of Mustela lutreola (European mink), 1200 nucleotides long. It is a transcript of the gene AWAT1, whose product is annotated as acyl-CoA wax alcohol acyltransferase 1. The record is from RefSeq and is a predicted model, not a curated record. Gene Ontology annotation, cellular component: endoplasmic reticulum membrane. Gene Ontology annotation, molecular function: long-chain-alcohol O-fatty-acyltransferase activity. Gene Ontology annotation, biological process: lipid metabolic process. The transcript has 7 exons. Lineage: Eukaryota; Metazoa; Chordata; Mammalia; Carnivora; Mustelidae. The coding region runs from base 1 to 987 and encodes 328 amino acids.